Messenger RNA from Leptonychotes weddellii (Weddell seal), 1066 nucleotides. NCBI's taxonomy places the organism in Eukaryota, Metazoa, Chordata, Mammalia, Carnivora, Phocidae. The record is from RefSeq and is a predicted model, not a curated record.
UUCUGUUUUCCAGGCAUCUAGUGGAAAUUAUUAUUUCAUCCCGUACAUCGUGACACCGUGUGCUGAUUAUUUUUGCUGCGAGAGUGACGCCCAGAGGCGUGCCUCAGAGUACAUGCAGCCCAACUGGGACACCAUCCCGGGUCCGCUGUGUGUGCCCCUGGUGGACAGGUUUAUUAGCCUCCUCAAGGACAUCCACGUGACCUCAUGCGCUUACUACAAAGAAACCUUGUUAAAUGACAUCCGGAGAGCCCGAGAGAAAUACCAGGGUGACGAACUGGCAAAGGAGCUGGCUCGGAUCAGACUUCGCUUGGACAACACCGAAGUCCUGACCUCGGACAUCAUCGUUAAUUUGCUGCUGUCCUACCGCGACAUCCAGGACUAUGACGCCAUGGUGAAGCUGGUGGAGACCCUGGAAAUGCUGCCUACGUGUGACUUGGCCGACCAGCAUAAUAUUAAAUUCCAUUAUGCAUUUGCACUCAACAGGUAAGAGUGAGACCUGCUGCCUGUUAAAUUCUUCUUUCAUUCAACCCUCACUGAGCCAGAUCGGAUGCUAAAUGCCAAGGUUAUGAAAAUGGGCAAGGCAUCUGGUCUUGGUGUUCAUGGAUUUUGUCUUUGGAACGUAUAUUCCAGCCAUGAGUUCAGACAUGUAACUAAAGCCCUAGAGCUCAGAGCAAUAAAUGCCUUGAUGAGGGUUUGCCCCAAAUGCUGUGGAAGUCUAACGGAGGGAGGAAGUCCUUCCACUUGGGGCUUUUAAAGAGGCUUCCCUGGGGUCUUUAGGGCUGGGUUUGGAAUUCGUAGUAAGAAUUACCUCACAUGCAGAAGAGAGUGUGGGAUGGGGUGGUGAAAAGGCCAUUCUACUUGGCCAGAGCAGAAAUGGGAGCUUAGUGUUCUUCAUGUGCAGUGGGCCUUCAGGGAACAUCCAUGGCCUUCAGGGAACAUCCAGGGCGAUUAGAGUACAGGAUGCCCCGGAAGCAAAAGCAUGCCCUGAGGCUAAGUGUGGAGGCUGGGACUAUGUCUUGAAAGGACCUCAUAUACAUGAAUAAGAGGUUGAUAGUAUCUUGUGGAC